ACGAGCAAAUAGUGGUAAAACGUCAUCAAUAACCUGAUGAGAUGACAUUUGUUCUUUCUCGGGCGUGAGUGAUAGUCGACUGGAAAGUGUCAGUGUCCUGGACGAUGUCCUGCCGGUGACAUGACAUAUUAACUUUACAUCGCUAUAAUUUUACAUUAUUUUACAAUAAUUUAUUCGAUUUUACUUGAUUUUACACGUGUUUUACUCCAAGUGAAGACACAAAGGACUCGUAAGGACAACCUACUGACCUCAUUAUUUAUUCACUAAUAUAAUUUGAAUAUCUAAAUAAUGAUGGAAUGGCUGCAAGUUUUUAAAUUGAUUUUUUAUAUAUAGAAAAGAGGUUUAAUUAAUUUUAAGAAGAUAUUUUAUUAUAAUAAUUGGUAAAAUGCCAAGAAAAGCGUUUUUAGUACAGGUAGAACUUAAUGUUCAUGCUGUAACUUGUCCUGGAGUUUGGUUAUGUCCAAACGGCAAGAUAUCCUUGCAGAUACAUAUGUUAGGUUCUAAUAUUCAAACACACUGCAUCGAACCGAUUUUUCCAAUCGUCUUCGAUGAGAAGUUUGUGUUCAGUCGAAGUUUUUACGAUGUUGGGAAAUUGGGUACUCUACAAAAAAUAUUUAAUAAAGAUACGCUGUAUAUCGAGCUAAUUCAAUGGCAAAACUGCGAAAAUGGCAAUGUUCUUGCAACGUUUCAAACAACUCUGGGUGAAUUACUAUAUCCAGAGUCAAAAGUACCAUCGCUGGGCAACGCUGAAGUCGAUUUAUUAAUGGAACCAAUGAAGAAUUUUCCAGGAAUACUAGCACCAAAAAUAGAAGUGGGAACCAAAACUACAAUCCAGGAUGAAUUAUGUCCUGCAAACGAGGAAUCUCUUGAAACUCAAGUUUUAUGCAAUCCAAACCUCAUCACAUCCAGCAAUCCUCAAAAAUCUCAUUCAUUGGCAAUAAAAUGCGGUUAUGAUCAUCAAAUUGCCCGACAAAAACCUGUCUGUCACACGAAGAGGUGUCAUAUUACCAAAUGUUCCCGAAACGCCCAAUGUAAUCCAGGAAGUAGCGAUAAGAAGCCACCGUUUGUUGUUCGAAAAGUACCUGACGAUUUAAAAUAUUACUGUAAAUGUAGUGAUUGUAAUAACGAGCGUUGCGAAGAACGUUCCCAGUUGCAAAUGGCGGCCAAAGUGCGGAAAAGUAGAGUAAUCCACACGAAAAAUACCAGCGUGCGAAGAGUCACAAGAGAUGCAAGUCCGGAGCGAUGUUGCAGAAGAACAAUGAGCGUCAACAGAGACACGAGUCCCAUACGUUGGAGUCCGCGACCUGUUUGUGAUUGUGGUGAUCAACACUCGGACAACUGCGUUGUUUGUGCCAAAUAUAAGCAUUACUUCGAAAAUAGAAGCAUAAAAUCACAAAAAAGACCGGAAAACAAACAGGAUAUGUAUGAAUGUCCGUGUCAACAAACGGAACCAGUAGUGGCCGAUGCCGUUUUGUGUAACUAUCCGCCAUUACAAUGUAGACAACCAUCGAUGGCGCAAAAAUUGCACGCACGCUUGUCGGAAACACUCAGUCAAUGCGGCGGAAACUGCCAACAAGUGCAACAAACAUUUCGCGAGAACUGCGAUUGUGGUGAUUGUGUUUGCGACAAUUUGCACAGUUGUUCGGGAGGCCUUGGUCAAUUCUAUAAAAAGUUAUAUAGUUGUAGCAAUAAAUGUCCUUAAAACUGCCUAAUAAUUAGUUACACUGUAAUACAAUAUGUUGAUAGUUAUUUUGGUUGAACUUAAAAUUCAUUUAUAUCGAUAUAAAUAAAAAUUAAUUAUUAGAUGUA
Dalotia coriaria is the source of this 1809-nucleotide messenger RNA. Its product is annotated as spermatogenesis-associated protein 6. The transcript has 8 exons. Gene Ontology annotation, biological process: spermatogenesis. Gene Ontology annotation, molecular function: myosin light chain binding. The coding region runs from base 386 to 1702 and encodes 438 amino acids. NCBI's taxonomy places the organism in Eukaryota, Metazoa, Arthropoda, Insecta, Coleoptera, Staphylinidae. The record is from RefSeq and is a predicted model, not a curated record.